AAUGAGUUAUGAUUUACCAGUUCUCUAUAAGAUCGGCGAGCAGACGGCACAUCAGAUCAGAUCAGUUUAUCUUUGCAGGAUGAGAGGUUUACUGUGGUUGGUUGGUGCAGUAUUACUGCUGGGGUCAAUAGAUGGAGGCGACACAUAUGAACAACUUGAUGAUGAUGUAAAGAAAAUCGUUGACAAAGCAAUAAUCAAAGCCAACGAGAAAUAUGGAAAGAAAUAUCACAUUGAUUUUCAUUCAAUCAAAUGUUCUGAUAAUUCAAGGUUGUUUCAUGUCCAAUUAAAACCUACCUCAUGUGGCAAGGGACCGAGAGUCCAUCGAAAGGAAUGCACAUUACAAGAUGAUCCUAAACCUUGGGUUUCCUGUGUUGCAUGUGGUGUAAACAUUGCCUGUGAACCCGUCAGAAACCAAAAAAAGAUAAAUGAACUUAUAAAAAAAUGUGGCUCAGAAUGUAAGACUGCGACUUAUCUUGCUGGAGCAGCAAAUCUAGGGUUUUUAAAGCAGAAAGGAAAAGAAUUUGGAUGUCUUGGAUGCAUCUGAGAAAUCUUUGCAACCAUUUAACAAUUGGUUGAUAUUUAGAAAUCCAUCACCACUGUGAAAUUACAAGUUAUAAUGUACUGUACAGUAAAAUCCUAAACAUUACCAAAUGUAAUGUUUAAAUAUUGUAUGUUAUUUAUCACACAAAAUCUCUAUAAUUUUAUCUUAAGUGUGAAUUUAGUUUCUGUUUAACAAUAAACGUGUUUUCCACACACAUCAUAA
Molecule: messenger RNA, 763 nt
Organism: Misgurnus anguillicaudatus (oriental weatherfish)
Lineage: Eukaryota; Metazoa; Chordata; Actinopteri; Cypriniformes; Cobitidae
Source: RefSeq, a predicted model, not a curated record